AUGUUUGACAAUUCGUUUUCCUCUCUCCCGCAGCACGCCUUCGACCUCCCUGCAAUCCAUUGUGCUCGAAUGGACGAGAAGAAGCAGAAGAAACAUAACAAGAAUUCGAAGAAGCCUGAUGUUCCCCACAGCUUUUAUUUUUAUCUCGUUUUGAGGUUUUUAGCAACGAUCUGCUGCAUUAUUGUAGUCUUCAUAAUCGGUCUAAGCCAAUAUUGGACAAACCGAGUUUCUGCAGUUUUUGGAAUGCUCUUUGUGAUCAUUGCGUUGCUUUUUUCGGCGUCCGCUGUAUCUAUCCUCUUCAUUUGGGAUGUCAAUACAACAACAAUAGUCAAGAGAUGCUUAUUUUCAUUUGUCUACGCACUAUCUAUUCUAAUAGCCGCCGUGAUGUUCCUUAUCGCAAACGAUGGUUGUGAUCCUCGAAUGAUUUCUCAAUUCGGUUGCUACCAGUCCGUUUCCACUGGAACUUUCCAAGUUUCAUCCGCUUUUUGUUUCCUGAUUUUUGUAUUUGGUCUCCUGGAUCUGGGUCUGAAUGCAUUCUACUUCUGGCGGAAUUCAAAACGCUCCCCAAUUUAUGACUAUCCGCCGCCAUCUGUUGCCGUCGUUGAAACGGAAAAAACUAUUCAUGACAUCUACAUGGAAUACCAAAGAAAAGGACAAACUACUUCAGUUUGA
Caenorhabditis briggsae is the source of this 672-nucleotide messenger RNA. Lineage: Eukaryota; Metazoa; Nematoda; Chromadorea; Rhabditida; Rhabditidae. The transcript is spliced from 6 exons. Bases 1 to 672 code for a protein of 223 amino acids. The record is from RefSeq and is a predicted model, not a curated record.